CAGACAGCCGCCAUCAUUCCGUGCUGCAAGGGUGACCCCAAAAUGUCUUCCAACGGUGAUCUGCAAGACGUUGGGAGCUGGGACAGCUUCUGGGAGCCUGGGAACUAUAAGAGGACGGUGAAACGCAUUGACGAUGGCUACAAACUAUGCAAUGAGCUGGUCAGCUGCUUCCAGGAGCGUGCCAAGAUUGAGAAGGGCUAUUCCCAGCAACUGAGCGACUGGUCCAGGAAAUGGAGGGGUGUUGUGGAGAAAGGCCCACAGUAUGGGACUCUGGAAAAAGCCUGGCACGCUUUCAUGAAUGCGGCAGACAGACUGAGUGAGAUCCAUAUGGAACUAAAAGAGAAACUGGUUGUUGAGGACAGCGAAAAGAUUAGAAACUGGCAGAAGGAUGCCUUCCACAAGCAAAUGAUUGGUGGAUUCCGUGAGACCAAAGACGCCGACGAAGGCUUCCGCAAGGCCCAGAAACCAUGGGUCCGCAAACUGAAGGAUGUGGAGUCUACCAAAAAGAGUUAUCACCAAGCCCGGAAGGAAGAGCGCACUGCAUUGACUCGUGAAACUCAUGCCAAGGCUGACCCCACCAAAUCCCAAGAUGAGGUCCGCAAGUUCACAGAUCGCCUGGAGAAAUGUACCCAGGAGGCAGAGAAGGCCAAGGAGCGUUAUGAGAGAGCCCUGGACGAGCUGAAUCGCUGUAACCCGCGUUACAUGGAAGACAUGGAGCAAGUGUUUGAAAUCACACAGGAGGCUGAAAAAAAGAGGCUCUGCUUUUUUAAAGAAGUGCUGCAGGACAUACACCAGCACAUGGACCUCUCCAGCAAUGAUGGGUUAGUUUCUGUGCUUCACCGUCUACUAGGCGCUUAUCUCCUAGGACGGCAUGCUAAUCAAAGUCCUCUCUACGGUUCUCUGUUACGAGCCUGGCAGUGCUUCCUCUCCUCUGCUGACCGUCUCUCCUCACUGCACUCCUCCAUCUGUCGUGCUCUGGUGUCAGAGGACGGAGAUCGCAUCCGGACGUGGCAGAAAGAGACUUUCCAUAAGAAGAUAUUUGGAGGAUUUAAAGAGUCCCAGGAUUUUGAUACUGGUUUCUCACGUGCUCAGAAGCCCUGGGCCAAGAGACUGAAGAAGCUAGAGAAGGCUAAGUCAGCGUUUCACAAAGCUUGCCGUAAGGAACACAUGGCUCGUGAGCGGGAGGCCCAUGCCCAAGGCAACCCUGACAUUGCCAUCGAGAAACAGAGGAAGAUCCAGGAAGAGACCGAACUGGCUCACCAGGAAACGGAGAAAGUGCGAGCUCGCUAUGAGAAGGUUCUUGAGGAAGUGACGCGUUAUGCUCCACGCUACAUGGAGGAAAUGGAAUCGAUCUUUGACCAAUCGCAAGAGGAGGAAAGGAAGAGGAUAAGCUUCCUCAAACAGGCUUUCCUGUCCAUCCACAGACACUUGGAUGUCACCAACAAUGAGAGCGUAAAAGCCGUGUACAAUGAGCUCCAUAACACUCUGAUGUCCAUCAGCGAGCAGGAAGAUUUGCGCUGGUGGAAGAACACGCACGGGCCAGGAAUGCCCACCGACUGGCCUCAAUUUCAGGAGUGGACUCCAGACAAGAAGCAUAAAAAGGGAAAGAAGGAGGUGGAGCAGAAGGCAGUAGUGAUGGAGAGAAGUGUAAUGAUCGGAGGAGUGAGAGUCAGAGCUCUCUAUGACUAUGUCGGACAGGAAACGGAUGAGCUGUCCUUCAAAGCAGGUGAAGAGUUUCUGAAGAUCGAGGAUGAGGACGAUCAGGGUUGGUGCAGAGGAAUGAUGGACGGAGGAAAAGAGGGCCUUUAUCCCGCUAACUACGUGGAGGUGGUGUGAAAUCACAGGACAACAUCAAGCUGUAAAAUGCCUACAGGCGCCCAGGUUUAAGCCCGCUUCACAGCCAUUUUUAUUGAAGAUUGCUUAGUUUUCUGUGAACGGAUGGUACGAAAGGUUUCGAGUUGGGAUCAGAACGAGAAAAUGUUUCCAAAGUUCUUUCACUACGAUCUUACUUGAGAACGCUGUAAAGUUAUAUUUUCUUGUGUGCCACAUUGUAGCUUUAAGUCAAAAAUAUGCAGAGAUUUUCAUACGUUAUAAUAUGAUUAGGUACCGAGAUGCUCUAAUAUAUGUAGAGAAUAUGAACUGCGUUGUCCUGAUGCUUGCAUGACCCUACAGAGUAUUUUAAGGACAAUGUCUCACACCAAAGACUUUCGCUGCAUAUUUACGUUUUAUCAGUGACACGCUUCUUCGUACUUUUCGAGAGUUACGUUGUAUCUGAUGCCUGUGUAAAACGGGGCCAGAUGGUUAUUAUGUCAUCUACAGCUGCGAAUUUCACGCACGGUGUUAAUAGGUAUGAUAAUAUGCUAUUUUAUCCGCUUUGAUUUUGCUUGUAAAUGUCACUUGUCUCACAUUUAGUCAUUUUAGUUACACAAAGGCAGUACUAAUCAACACCACUUUAAAGUGAUAGCCAUGGGACCCAUUACGGUCUCUUCUUGUGUAUUUCUGUUGUGUUUUAAGAUGUCAGUCUAACCAAAGAAAAUGUAUGCAAAUGAGCACAGUGUUUGUUUGUGCCGUAGUGCGAGUAAAUUACAUUGGAUCAGGGCAGUAUUUUCUGCACCAUCGCUAAUCUCAUGCCAACGCUAGCAGUAUUAAAAGGGAUACAUAUUA
This is a messenger RNA of Puntigrus tetrazona (Sumatra barb), 2664 nucleotides long. Its product is annotated as protein kinase C and casein kinase substrate in neurons protein 3-like. Gene Ontology annotation, cellular component: plasma membrane; endosome; cytoplasm. Bases 43 to 1836 code for a protein of 597 amino acids. Lineage: Eukaryota; Metazoa; Chordata; Actinopteri; Cypriniformes; Cyprinidae. Gene Ontology annotation, biological process: cytoskeleton organization; regulation of endocytosis; plasma membrane tubulation. The transcript is spliced from 12 exons. Gene Ontology annotation, molecular function: protein binding; phospholipid binding. The record is from RefSeq and is a predicted model, not a curated record.